Molecule: messenger RNA, 1794 nt
Organism: Babesia sp. Xinjiang
Lineage: Eukaryota; Apicomplexa; Aconoidasida; Piroplasmida; Babesiidae
Exons: 1
Coding region: 1-1794 (597 amino acids)
Cellular component (GO): BAT3 complex
Molecular function (GO): polyubiquitin modification-dependent protein binding; misfolded protein binding
Source: RefSeq, a predicted model, not a curated record
AUGACAAAUAUGUUAGAUUUAAACUUUCGCCUCGUCAGUGGUAAAGCAAUUGCUCUAAGUGUUCCAUCUGACAAACUUAUAUCCCACAUCAAGACAUCCAUCGCUAGGGAAUGUGAUAUCGCAGCCGAAAACCAAAGGCUCAUAUUCAGGGGCCAAUUGUUGAAUAACGAACGUACAAUCGGAUCGUACUACGUCGAAACCGGUGAUACGAUACAUGUAGUUGGCAAUGCAUCGGCAAACACCGGAGACCAGCAGCAGACUCAGACUCAAAAGGACGCCCAAAAUGCACAAAACAAUAAAGGGAAACCUCCGUUCAACUUUGGAGAAACCGUGGCUUCAUCGAUGGGUAUGCUUAUGCGAGAAUUUCUAACAAACCCGGGGAAUGCAAAUGGACCUCUGUCUGGCCUGACCGCAGCAUUUGCCGACGGGGCGUUCCAAACUCGACCAACACAAACAUCCAACACUUCAGAUCGACACAACGUUGAUUGGACCACUGAUAGUGAAGGAACAGAAAGGUUGCUGAGACAAAGUAUGCAAUUUGCGCAACAGUUGAGCGGUGCGCAUGGUGAACUUGGAGAUGUUGCAUCUAAACUGCUCUCAGGUGUUAUGGGAGGUUUCUUAAAGCCGGAGGGACGCAGAAGCACGCAUUCCCCUCAGACGGCGUCAUCCAAUGAUGCCAAAAACUCCAAAGCGCCUGUUCAAGAGACCCAGACACCCACGGUACGGGAAACCCAUACGAACGAUAACAUCUCCAAGCCUACCAACGACAGAACGGAAGAGACUCGUCGGUCUGUUCAAUCCGCCGUAACCAGUGCAAAGGAUACCCUUAACCGGGUAUGUGAUUCUUUGAAGCGAUUAGGCUCGGAGUCAACCACCUGCACCGAUAAAUCUGACAAGAAUAGCACAAUUGAUGCAGACAUCGACCCUUUGGUGAAAUCCGAAGCCAAUAUUACAGUGAAACAUACGUCUAGCGGCAGUUUCCUGAGUGAUUCAAAGGGAGUUAAUUCGAUGUUACCGUGGACACUUUUGCAUUCGCUCGAAAAGGAGCUGGAUAUAGUGUACCAACCAAAUGAUGACAACCGAGGCGUUAACGACUUCAUGAAGCGUUACCGCCAUGCCCAAACUAAGGCAAAUCACGCUGUAGGCGUGUUAGAAGAAAUAUCCGAUCGAUCGCAGCGAAUCGACUUAGAUACAGUCUCUCAGAUUGCUGUAAUAUCUUCGAUCCAAGCUGCAUUGCAAAGUGAGAUUGCAUUGAUUGCCGCAGUUUUAUGCAAAAAAGCCUCACAAGCGCCGACCGCGGCUCAGGGUAGCAAUGCGACAACUGCGAAUGCAGAAGAAACGCGCACCACGUUACUUAGUAGUUCAUCCACCACCUUGCCGUCCACACGUAGAGCACCUUUGGAAAGUGCAACAUAUUACGGGGACAACACUAGUGUAAAUCAGACAUUCUCAAGUGCAUUGGCGUCCUCAGAACGUGGAGGUAGGCACGGUGUCGGCACUUCUGCGACAAACAGCAUAAACGACGACUUUGGACGCAAUUUAAGUGCACUCCUUUCCAGCUUCGGUCAAAUGCCGGAAUCUGCCAUGAUGCAAGGGUAUCCACCCUCACCUAUCCCUACUUCUACCUACACGACUAGUGACGACGUGCUUCUAGAUUCCACAUGGCUUCGUCGCCAGUUCAACCAGUACUUUAAUAGCACAGGUUUCAAGUCGAGAAUGGACGAUCUCGUCCGGAAAACAAAGAACCUGAGCGACAACUAUUGUAAAGGCACUCCUUCCAACCGGGAGCCAUAA